UGUUGUGGCUCCUCGGGGUUAUGUUUCCAAAUUCACACGGGGACGUACUUCUCCCUGGUCUCAUCUACAUUGUGGAGAAGAUGGUAGAUGAACCUUUACCCGAGGAGCCAAAAUACAGCUUCGGUUCUGCCAUUCUAUCUCAUACAUAUAGAGGCUUGUGUGAUGCCACACAAAAAACUUCCUUCGCAAAAAAGCUCCGUUACUUUGUGUCCCCUACGAGUUUCUACAGUUGUGGUCCUGGGAAUACCUCCCUGUAGGACGACCUCGUAUAAUAAAUCCCAUACACCCAUACGACUAUAGCGAGGGCAGCUGUGUAACUAUGGCCAGCAGGUGGACAAAGGCAUGGAAACAUUGGUCUCCAAGUAUUGCAAAAAAUUGUUACCCUAUAUACCACCAGCAGUUUGAGGCACUUGAUGAGUAUGUAGUCACAUGGAACCCAUGGACUCAGGAGCAUGUACAGAUGGUCUUUGAUAUACGACCCAUCACAGCAGGCAUGUUGACCGAUAGUGCAUUCUGGCUGACUCGCUGCUACUUAUUGUUCCUGUGGUGUGUUGAGCCUUACAACCCAGAGCAUGUCAUGAGACAGUUCGGUCUGUAUCAGGAGAUUCCACCACCUUUUCCAAGAUGUACGGACGAGGAAACUCAUAAGCUAACCAAUAUGGGCCACGGUUGGAGUCUUUACGAUUGGAGGGAACGCAACAUUCAAUGGGUACAGAAGUGGAAAAAUGAAGCGCUAGCAGAUAUAGUGUAUCAACUUAGACCGUACGAUGGAAGUACAGCUCAAGCGUACAAGCAGUGGUACUGCAUCAGCACGCGUACAAGCCUGGCCGGUCAACCAACUACGAUACCAACAAAUCUCACGCACGAGGAGCAGAUGCAGAGACCUGUUGAGCUGCAUGCAGCUUACUAUCAUGACCGGAUGCUUCAAACUGCCAACGACAUAGGGCAGAUGGCGAUGGAAAGCAUGCCGCCCAGGGGACAAGCUGUCAAGUCAUUCAAUAAACGUUUUAGAGAAUACGUGCUAACAAAGUUGAGAUGUGGUAGAGGCGACGACGUUGUCACUGGAGUGUACAACAUGCCAGGCAUACCUGAUGUAAAUCGGAACGAUGAGUACACCCAACCUGGCGACAAUGUUAACGCAGUAGAUACAGAUUUCUUCAGAGAGGAUGUUAUUGGCCCAUCUUUUAUCCCCGAGGAGUCACAACAACCAUACGCCUACAAUUACGCAUCAGGUUCGCAACAAGGAUUACAGACUCCACCACCUAUGCAGGAGUCGCAGACACAGGAAGACCAACUGGACUCCGGUAGAAGCGGAGGCUUAGGGAUCUUUUGGAAUGAGGAAAUAAAGCUUGAAGUUAUUGGUUACUCUGAGUACCAUAUAGACGUGACUAUUGAUGAGCUUGUUGAUACUAAGGUAAGGGUCACUUUUGUGUAUGGAGAAGCACAAGCAAAUGAACGCCACAAGACGUGGGAUAUGAUGAGAGGGAUAGUUGGUUCAAGCAAUCUGCCGUGGGUCGUCAUGGGAGAUUUUAAUGAGGUAUUAUGUGCUCAUGAACAUGAUGGUGUGGGGAACCGUAGCCAAGCACAAAUGGACACAUUCAGGGAUGCGCUGGACACGUGUGGUUUGACGGAUAUUGGUUUCAUUGGAAGAAAUUGGACUUUUGAGAAAAAGGUUACAUGA
Molecule: messenger RNA, 1681 nt
Organism: Aegilops tauschii subsp. strangulata
Lineage: Eukaryota; Viridiplantae; Streptophyta; Magnoliopsida; Poales; Poaceae
Source: RefSeq, a predicted model, not a curated record